Penicillium pulvis is the source of this 1515-nucleotide messenger RNA. RefSeq names its product major facilitator superfamily domain-containing protein. The coding region runs from base 1 to 1515 and encodes 504 amino acids. Lineage: Eukaryota; Fungi; Ascomycota; Eurotiomycetes; Eurotiales; Aspergillaceae. The transcript has 2 exons. Gene Ontology annotation, biological process: transmembrane transport. Gene Ontology annotation, molecular function: transmembrane transporter activity. The record is from RefSeq and is a predicted model, not a curated record.
AUGUCAAAAGAUUUGGAUAAAGAAAGACCCCAAUUAGCUGUCAACACCAGUCUACAUGCCAGCUCAACUAAGCUGCCAACCAAAAAGUCACUCGGAAGUCUAGAAUCUUCGCAGACCAUUAUUGUCGACUUUGAUGACACUUUCUUGCACCCGCAUGCGUGGCCUAAUUCCCGGCGAUGGUCUAUAUUAAUUCUUACUGUCAUCAUUACAACUCUAGCAAAUAUUUCGACGACCAUCGUUGUUCCUUCUCUGGAUGUCAUCUCGGCAGAGCUGAACAUGGACCCCAUUUCUGAAGGGCCUUUGGUAAUGUCUUCCUACGUAAUGACUCUUGCCUUCGGUCCCCUAUUGGUAGCCCCAUUUAGUGAGCUCUGGGGUAGAGUUCCUCUCAUGCAGGCUGGAAAUAUCGUUUAUAUGGGCUUCAACUUGGCUUGUGGAUUUGCAACUAGUCGAGCCCAGCUCCUUGCUUUCCGCGUCCUUGCUGGCCUCGGGAGUGGCGCAACCCCAGUAGUUGGAAUUGGUAUGAUCAGUGACAUGUUUCCCACUGAAAAGCGCGGGCAAUCACUCGCUGUUUUGAAUAUGGCGUUCAUUCUAGCGACCCCGAUUGGUGCUAUUGUUGGUGGUUUCACAACGUCUUCGGCUUCCUGGAGAUGGGAUUUCUAUUCAACUUCCAUCGCCUCAGUGGUGCUGAUCGCGUCGAGCUUUUUCAUUUACAAGGAGUCGUACCCCCCAGUCCUACUCUCCCGGAAAAAGAAGCAGCUGUUGAAGGCCAGCGGUGCAAGCGCAGGUGACUUAAAAACACCCUAUGACGAUGAGCAUCCUACGAUUGCGGCAUUGUACUACAAGACCCUUAUUCGGCCUUUGUAUUUCCUUGUCACGCAGCCCAUUAUUCAGCUCCUUGGUCUCUAUGUGUCCUUUACCUACGGAAUGACCUACCUUAUAUUCGGCUCAUUCCCAGCACUCUGGGAAGGGCGCUACCAUGAGACCAAAACUGUUGCCUCGCUCCACUUCAUCGCCCCUGGAAUCGGCUAUUUUUCCGGGAUUAUGAUUGGCAUGUUCUUUGCAGAUCGGACAUAUCGGAAGCUUCAGCGAAACUCCGACGAGAAGAAGCCAGAGUUUCGGCUCCCUCUUCUGGUUAUCAGCUCAACCUUCAUACCCGGCUCCCUGAUCUGGUAUGGGUGGUCCGCAGAGGCUCGCGCUCACUGGGCAAUUCCCACCAUUGCGAUAUGCUUCUUAAUGUGUGGCUGCACUAUAUUGUUCCAAUGUGUCACUGCCUACUCCAUUGAUACGUUUCAUAUCUAUGCCGCCAGUGCAUCGGGCGCACUGUUCUUCGUGAGGGGUCUCUGCGCCUUCACGUUUCCUUUGUUCGGACCUACUAUGUACAAAAACAUAGGCUUUGGCUGGGGUAACACUCUGCUUGGACUGCUGGCCCUGACCAUUGGCGUUCCAGUCCCGUUGAUUCUGUGGAAAUAUGGCCCUCGACUCCGGCAAAGGAGUGUUUUUGCAAUGUCUUCAUAG